UAGUAUGAGAUGGGAUCCUUCGUGUUUUUUAAGUUAAUAUUUAGGUUUGUAAUCGUCCUAACGAUUCUUCACCUCAAAUACAUUACAGUGUUGUGCUGCGAACAAAAAUCAUUAUACAGCUCCGAUUUACGCGACGUAGAACGGACCACAACGUUUUGGAAACCCAUUUGCCAUGGGUCCGAAAAAGUAUCAUCGCUCCCGUUCUGGCUCUCGUAGUCGGAACCGAAACAGGUCCAAAAUAAGUAGAUCACGAUCACCCGAAGAGAAAAUAUGCCGGAGUCGGUCCGUGGGUCGGAAACAAAAUCCCCGGAGAAUUGCGCGUUCUGAGAGCGGAAGCUCGGACAGCAGUGGUGGAUCUGCGGGGCGACAAUGGCCGCCUAGCAGAGGCCAUCCCGGGUCGAGAAGCGACUCAGACAGCGACAAGAGACGUAAACUGAAGGGCAAGUCAAAAGACCGAUCCAGCUCUGACUCAGAUGAUCCAAAGGAGAGGAAGGAAAGAGAGAAAAUUAAAGGCAGAAGAGAAGACAAAGGAGAGAAGAGAAGGGGCUGGAGCCAGUCCCAGUCCGAUUUAGGGUCCAGUGCAGACCGGAAUAGAGUGAGGGAUGGGGGGAGCAUUGACCGGGAGAGGAGAUGGCAGAGGAGUGCAGACAGAGGGAGCAGAAGCCCUAGCAGAGAGAGGGAACGACAGAUCAGGGAGAGAAUGAAAAGCAGAGAGAGGGACCGAAGCCGAGGUGAGGAGAGUAGUCAAGACAGAGAGAGAAGCAGCAGGGGGAGUGAAAACCACGGGAGGAGAGAGGGAAGCAGAGGUAGGGACAAAGAUAGGAAAAGACGUCGCUCUGGCUCCUCUGACUCGUCUAAGAGCUCUGGGUCGGAGGGCGGGGCCCGUGGAGGCAGCCCGGGGUCCGGAGAGGCCGGACCCUCGGUCCGAGAUGAGAAGAAGAACCAGAGAGAGAUGCUGAAGGCCCUGGAGACCCCAGAGGAGAAGAGGGCCAGACGACUGGCCAAGAAGGAGGCCAAGGAGAGGAAGAAGAGGGAGAAGAUGGGCUGGAGUGAGGAGUAUAUGGGCUAUACCAAUGCAGACAACCCCUUUGGAGACAACAACCUGCUGGGCACCUUCAAAUGGCAGAAGGCUCUAGACAGGAAGGGCAUUGGCCAUCUGGGUGAGAAGGACCUGAAAGACAGAAACAAACGCAUCCAGGAGGAGAAUCGCAGAGAACUGCAGAAGGUGAAGCAGCUGCGACUGGAGAGGGAGAGAGAGAAGGCCAUGAGAGAGACAGAGCUGGAGAUGCUGCAGAGAGAGAAGGAGGCAGAGCAUUUCAAAACCUGGGCAGAACAAGAGGAUAACUUCCACCUGCACCAGGCCAAGCUACGGUCUAAGAUCCGUAUCCGUGACGGCCGUGCUAAGCCCAUAGACCUGUUGGCUAAGUACAUCAGUGCUGAGGAUGACGACCUGGCUGUGGAGAUGCACGAACCUUACACCUUCCUCAACGGACUCACCGUCACUGACAUGGACGACCUGCUUGAAGACAUCAAGGUGUACAUGGAGCUGGAGCAGGGCAAGAAUGUGGACUACUGGAGGGACAUGACCACCAUCACAGAGGACGAGAUAAGCAAGCUCCGGAAACUGGAGGCAUCUGGAAAAGGCCCAGGUGACCGUCGUGAUGGCAUUAACACGUCAGUGAGCACCGAUGUUCAGAUAGUGUUUAAGGGAAAGACGUACAGCCAGCUCCAGGCGCUGAACCUCAACAUGGAGACUAAGAUCCGAGCUGGGGGAUCCAACCUGGACAUAGGCUACUGGGAGAGUCUGAUGCAGCAAGUCAGGGUCUUCAUGGGCCGAGCACGGUUGAGAGAGAGGCACCAGGAUGUGUUGCGUCAGAAGCUGUUCAAGCUGAAACAGGAGCAGGGAGUGGAGAGUGUGCCUCUCUUCCCCAUUAUCAAAGAGGAGCCUGAGGAAGAGGAUGUGACCGAGAAAGAAGACCCUCCCUCAAAGGAGCCUGGCGCCGCCUCUUCCUCCCCUUCCGCCAAUCAGAAGAGCGCUACAGAGAAGGAUGACCAAGUGGCAGGCCCAUCCACAGAGGGAGAUGUUGAGAAGGAGGGAGAGGAGAAGGGUGAGGUGGUAGAGGCCGUUCUGACCGAGGAGGAUUUGAUCCAGCAGAGCCAGGCAGAGUAUGACUCUGGCCGCUACAGUCCCACCCUGCUGCUGCCCUCAGAGCUACCGCUGGACACACACACCAUCACACCUGAUGAAGACACACAAAAACUACACCUCUCACGCAGACAGCUCGCCGUCACAGGUGAUGCCAAUGAGAAUGCGGAGGAUGAGUUUGUGCGUCGUGCCAAACAGGGCAUGGGCGGGGACGAGGCUCAGUUUAGCGUGGAGCUUCCCCUAACGGGCAAGAUGUACCUGUGGGCCGACAAAUACCGUCCCCGGAAACCACGCUUCUUCAACAGGGUCCACACAGGCUUUGAGUGGAACAAAUAUAACCAGACGCAUUACGACUUCGACAACCCUCCGCCUAAGAUUGUCCAGGGCUACAAGUUCAACAUCUUCUACCCGGACCUGAUCAACAAACGUUCCACGCCGCAGUACUUCCUAGAACCCAGUCCUGACAACAAGGACUUUGGGGUUCUGCGGUUCCACGCGGGCCCGCCAUAUGAGGACAUUGCCUUUAAGAUCGUGAACCGCGAGUGGGAGUACUCUCACCGUCAUGGGUUCCGCUGUCAGUUCGCCAAUGGGAUUUUCCAGCUGUGGUUCCACUUCAAGAGGUACCGCUACAGGAGAUAGAACUGGCUACCUGUCCAACACCAACCCAGACUGGGAACCUCAGACUGCCAGGUUUUAACCAUAGAUAUGCAAUGUUAAUGUACUUUGUAUCUGUUGUGUUUUUAUUGGUUGUCUUAGUGUUAACCUUUCUCUUUGUUAUCACUACGGCAACCCAGACCAUUCCGUUGUCACAAAGAAUGGUUUCUAUUUGUUUGAUCAGCUACUGCUUUUCAAUGUACAGUUGAAGUUGGAAGUUUACAUACACCUUAGCCAAAUACAUUUAAACUCAGUUUUUCACAAUUCCUGACAUUUAAUCAUCCUAGUAAAAAUUCCCUGUUUUAGGUCAGUUAGGAUCACCACUUUAUUUUAAGAAUGUGAAUUGUCAGAAUAAUAGUAGAGAAUUAUUUAUUUCAGCUUUUAUUUCUUUCAUUACAUUUACAUUUAAGUCAUUUAGCAGACACUCUUAUCCAGAGCGACUUACAACACAUUCCCAGUGGGUCAGAAGGUUACAUACACUCAAUUAGUAUUUGGUAGCAUUGACUUUAAAUUGUUUAACUUGGGUCAAAUGUUUCAGGUAGCUUUCCACAAGCUUCCCACAAUAAGCUGGGUGAAUUUUGGCCCAUUCCUCCUGACAGAGCUGGAGUAACUGAGUCAGGUUUGUAGGCCUCCUUGCUCGCACACACUUUAUCAGUUCUGCCCGCACAUUUUCUAUGGGAUUGAGGUCAGGGCUUUGUGAUGGCCACUCCAAUACCUUGACUUUGUUGUCCUUGAGCCAUUUUGCCUCAACUUUGGAAGUAUGCUUGGGGUCAUUGUCCAUUUGGAAGAUCCAUUUGCAACCAAGCUUAACUUCCUGACUGAUGUCUUGAGAUGUUCAAUAUAUCCACAUCAUUUUCCUUCUUUCCUCAUGAAGCCAUCUAUUUUGUGAAGUGCACCAGUCCCUCCUGCAGCAAAGCACCCCCACAACAUGAUGCUGCCACCCCCGUGCUUCACUGUUGGGAUGGUGUUCUUCGGCUUGCAAGCCUCCCCCUUUUCUCUCCAAACAUAACAAUGGUCAUUAUGGCCAAACAGUUCUAUUUUUGUUUCAUCAGCCCAGAGGGCAUUUCUCAAAAAAGUACGAUCUUUGUCGCCAUGUGCAGUUGCAAACUGUAGUCUGGCUUUUCUAUGGCGGUUUUGGAGAAGUGGCUUCUUCCUUGCUGAGCAGCCUUUCAGGUUAUGAGGAUAUAGAUACUUUUGUACCUGUUUCCUCCAGCAUCUUCACAAGGUCCUUUGCUGUUGUUCUGGGAUUGAUUUACAGUUUUUGCACCGGAGUACGUUCACCUCUAGGAGACAGAACGCGUCUCCUUCCUGAGUGGUAUGACGGCUGCGUGGUCCCAUGGUGUUUAUACUUGCGUACUAUUGUUUGUACAGAUGAACGUGGUACCUUCAGGUGUUUGGAAAUUGCUCCCAAGGAUAAAUCAGACCUGUGGAGGUCUAUAAUAAUAAUAAUUUUUUUUUUGUGUCAAGCAAAGAGGUACUGAGUUUGAUGGUAGGCCUUGAAAUACAUCCACAGGUACACCUCCAAUUGACUCAUUUAAUUUUAUUUUUUUACCUUUAUUUAACCAGGCAAGUCAGUUAAGAACAAAUUCUUAUUUUCAAUGACUGCCUAGGAACAGUGGGUUAACUGCCUGUUCAGGGGCAAAACGACAGAUUUGUACCUUGUCAGCUCGGGGGGUUUGAACUUGCAACCUUCCGGUUACUAGUCCAACGCUCUAACCACUAGGCUACCCUGUCACCCCAUCAUAUGUCAAUUAGCCUAUCAGAAGCUUCUAAGGCCAUGACAUCAUUUUCUGGAAUUUUCCUACCUGUGUAAAGGCACAGUCAACUUAGUGUAAGUAAACUUCUGACCCACUGGAAUUGUGAUACAGUGAAUAAGGGAAAUAAUCUGUCUGUAAACAAUUGUUGGAAAAAUUACUUGUCAUGCACAAAGUAAUGUCCUUAACUGCCUUGCCAAUGACUCCAACCUAAGUGUAUAUGAACUUCUGACUUCAACUGUACCUGUCUCUGAAAUGACAUAUUAAAGAUUAUUUUCCUAGCUGGCUUCCAUUUGAUGCAAUCAGAGCUGUUAGAGGUAAAACUUUCUAAUAAAUCAUAUUCAAUUAAAGAAACAUCUUAACUUA
Oncorhynchus nerka (sockeye salmon) is the source of this 4920-nucleotide messenger RNA. Its product is annotated as splicing factor Cactin-like. Gene Ontology annotation, biological process: negative regulation of innate immune response; mRNA cis splicing, via spliceosome. Gene Ontology annotation, cellular component: spliceosomal complex; cytoplasm. The record is from RefSeq and is a predicted model, not a curated record. NCBI's taxonomy places the organism in Eukaryota, Metazoa, Chordata, Actinopteri, Salmoniformes, Salmonidae. The coding region runs from base 173 to 2785 and encodes 870 amino acids. Gene Ontology annotation, molecular function: protein binding. The transcript has 10 exons.